Messenger RNA from Bactrocera neohumeralis, 1030 nucleotides. RefSeq names its product checkpoint protein HUS1 (gene Hus1-like). Bases 128 to 982 code for a protein of 284 amino acids. Gene Ontology annotation, cellular component: checkpoint clamp complex; site of double-strand break; nucleolus. The record is from RefSeq and is a predicted model, not a curated record. NCBI's taxonomy places the organism in Eukaryota, Metazoa, Arthropoda, Insecta, Diptera, Tephritidae. The transcript is spliced from 2 exons. Gene Ontology annotation, biological process: meiotic DNA integrity checkpoint signaling; nucleotide-excision repair; mitotic DNA replication checkpoint signaling.
CGUGAUUGUCGGAAUCAAUUUUUGAUAUUGUCGAUGAGACGUGUGGUUUUUAGUAAAAAAUUAAAUCAAAAAUUGUUUAAAAAUACUCAAAAAGAAUAAGAAAAAGUAAAAAAAGCAAAUUUACACUAUGAAGUUUCGUGCCAUGAUGCAGGAUCCUGAGUACAUGCGAGAAUUUCUCUAUAUUAUACAAACAUUAUCGAAAUUGGCAAAAGCUUGUGUAAUGAAAAUAUCUAUGGACAAAGUCUACUUUGUUGCCAAUGAGGAAUCCGGUAGUACCGCGCCAUUAGUAUGGGUGGAAAUUGAUCCGAAGCAAUAUUUCGCUGAGUACACAAUGCAAGGUGUCGACAGUGAAAAAGAUCCACAUAUUGUGCUAAAUAUACCGACAUUGAAUUUGGGAACUGCACUUUCCUUACUCCGUAACAAUCCUUCCUACUGUAAAUUGAAGCUUACAAAUUUACAGUUUCCUUGUUUAACAGUUGACAUUGAUGCGGCAACUAAGAGUUCAGAUAAAUCUCGUCGCGCCAUGCAUCACGUACCUGUGGAUGUGAUACCACGCUGUGAUUGGCCACAUUUCGCCGUUCCUUCUAUUCCAGAAUGUAAGCUAGUGUUAAAUGUGCCAUCCAACCGUUUAAUACGUGGUUUAAUUGAUAAAAUAAAGAAUCUCUCGCCGACAAUAAUAUUUUACGCCACUUCUGCCGGUGAGAUGAAUUUGGUUGCCGAAACAGAUAUGGCAACAAUAACAACACGUUAUCAAAAUCUUGAAUUACGCACCAUAAAUCCAGGUGAUGGCGACAAGAGCAAAGAGCAAAUAGAGGCAUCUUGUUCGGUGGAUUGUAAGAAAACUGCAUUAUUUUUCUCGGCUCUGCAAAUACCAUCAACAGAAUUAUCGUGUGGCAUAGCUGAUGAUCGACUCAUACAUUUAGAAGUAAAUGUCCGCGAUGGCGUUACCAUUCACUCCAAAUUGCCAGCUGUUUGUAUAUAAGCAUCAACCAACUGAACAAUAAACUCACAAUUUUUUCCACAACAUUAA